AUGAGCAAUGGAUCGGAAAUGCCCGGGGAGUUCGAUGAUGACAGCUACGACAUGACUCAGAGCCCGGAGGAGGCCGGCCCCCUCGCAACGCUGAGCCCGAGACUACCCAACACUCAAUGGAAGGCUUCGUCUCGGACAGUGGAAGAGACGCUAGCUCAGGGACUGUCAAAUGAGGAUCUCUGGAUGCUGAUCCGGCGGUUCGAUAAGCAAAUCUACCAUGUGAAAGCAGUCCAAGACGCAAAGGAGACGAUUGACCUGAAUCGCACGGAAAAUGAACAAUUUCCACCGGAGAAGCUGCGCAUGACCCUGGAGCGGUUUUACACAUCUGUGGUUGUUGGAGUCACCGAGUUUUUCCGGCAUAUCACUCGCUUGCGAUCAUGGAAGGAACCUGUCCGUACGACCAUGUUCUGUGGUGGAUACUUUGUUGCUUGGGCCAUCGAUCUUCUGAUACCGACGGUGUUGGGACUCAUUGUCGCAUUGAUAAUGGUUCCUCCCGUCCGAGCAUUGCUAUUCCCUGGUCUAUUAAAGGGAGACAAAACAGAUGGUGGUAAUGGUAGCCCGACUGGGCAACCCGAAUCCCAGGACAGCCUCACUGGUGCUCCGGAGAACCACAAGGGUGAAGCCGCUGAGCAAGAGGCCAAGAACUUUGUUGACAGCUUCGCCACUGUUGCAAUGGAAAGUGCAGCCGCCAAAUAUGGCCAGACUGUGACCGAGGACGAGCCGGACAGACCUGCAAUCACUGACGGCCUGGAAGCUGCCGAGGCUGCGGCGGAAAACCGCUCGGAUGAUGUUCCUGAAGACAAGACCAAAAAGCCAAUGAAGAAGAAAGUCUCACAUGCGACAGACCAGGUUAUGCGUAUCUUGAGCGAUAUCACUGACAUAUAUGAGAAGUUUGCCAACUUGCUAUCUCCCACGCCACCUUUCUUUUUGGUUACAUCUAGAUUGAGACUUGCAAGUAUAUUUACAUUGAUCUCUGUGGUUGUGCCUUUCACGUCUAGCUAUUGGAUCAUCAAGUUCGUUGGAUUUGGAGUUGGACUUGGUUUCUUUGGUGAUCCAAUCUUCGGCUUUACACUGGACCUACUCAACACCAAGAUUCCAAAUUGGAAGGAUCAUAUGGAUCUACAGAAGACGCUUCUGUCCGGCGUGCCCACAAAUGCACAAUUGACUUUGACUCUCUUGCGCAUCGGCGAGAUCAACUCCUCACCACUGCCACCUGCCCCGGUAUCUGAUGAUAACGGGCCAGCAUGGCCCAUUCGGCGCAAAAAGUCACAAGCGGCGAGCUCCACUGACCUCACUAAACAGGGUACGGGUUCAUCCGUGGACCUCCAAUCCACAACUUCAAAUGUUUCCCUUCCAGAAACAAAGCCGAAAAAGAAAUUCAUAGUCAAACUUUUCAAGUUCUUCCGUCGGACAAUCGCAACAGCGAUAAAGGGCCAUAUUGCUAUUGACCGAGCAAUGGCGAUUGCAGGGUCUGCGCAUACCAAGAACCUGAUUGGAAUGUUGCAAAAUCGCACAUUUGGUUCAACAACCUUUGGACCUCUGAAGUUCGAUGCGAAGUACGAGCGCAAGAGAGGUGCAGUGGUCAUUGACUCGUCAAAGGAGCCUCCCCUCUUGUACUUCACCACUUAUCAGUCCUCUGGGCUAGAUGAUCUACGCAUCGAAAGUCGGAAGAAGGGCUCUGUUCUUUUCCAGAUCCCGGUUACCGAUAUUAAGGAGCUGAAGAAGACCGAGGGUCUAGGCUGGAAGGGAAAGCUCAUCGUGGAGUUGACUGCUGGAAGCAAGGAGGCAGCCGAUGGACUGGUGAUUGCUGGCGAUGAACUGGGCCAAUCAUAUCAUCUUACUGGCAUGAGGUCACGGAAUCAGCUGUUUAAUAGGCUGGUCGCUAUUGAUGCACAGUUCUGGGAAAGUCGUUAA
This is a messenger RNA of Penicillium brevicompactum, 1914 nucleotides long. RefSeq lists its product as uncharacterized. The coding region runs from base 1 to 1914 and encodes 637 amino acids. The transcript has 5 exons. The record is from RefSeq and is a predicted model, not a curated record. Lineage: Eukaryota; Fungi; Ascomycota; Eurotiomycetes; Eurotiales; Aspergillaceae.